GCCAAGUUUUCGAUACACGUUCCACUUGCUCACAUCAUUCGUCAUAGCAUUCCAUCACUAUUCUUCAUUCUUUGUAAAACAAUGGACGCUAAAAUAUCGUUUGAGUCCGUUAGAUGAAAAGUAGAGACAGAGUGACCUACAACUUAAAAAAGUGCAUAUAAGGCCGUGACAACGAUUUAAGCUAUUCAAAAUUUAAGUACGAAAUAGUGAGAAUUCAUUUCAGUAUUUAUUAGUGCGUACUUUAAGAUAAAUUAGUGGCUCAGUGCUAAGGAACAGAACCAUACUUUCAUUGAAAACAGCCGACAUAUUCGCAAAUAAUCCGCGCGUUUUAUAACGCUGCACCGUUUAAUCAUUGAUUACAAGUGAUUAAAAUAGCGAUUCAUGUUGUCACUUAUUGGUUAACCAAGAAGUAAAGUUAAAGCAAUAAAUUUUUUUAUCAACUGGCAUAUAAACUAACGAUUAAAAAAUGACGAACGUGAAUCAAAACGUGGAACGUGCAUUUUUUGUUACACACGUUUAUGAUAAUGGACCAUAUUUAAAUAUUUGUGGUCAAUUCGAUAGAGAAGGUUCACGACAGAUUGAAUCUCUUAUCUUAAUGCUGAAAGAUAUUUUUGAUAAAGACAUAGGUUGUGUUACAAAUCAAACUGUAUUAAUACCUAAUACCAUAUGCUGUGCUUUUCAUGAAGAUAAUUAUUAUCGCGCAAAAAUCAUCAAAGUUCAUCCUGAUUCUAAUGUUUUUGUACAAUUUAUUGAUUACGGAAAUUUUGAAGUCGUACAUCGAACUCAAAUUAGAUUGCUAGAGUGUCACAAUAUUGGAUUAAAGCUGCAAAUACUUCCACCAAUUGCUUUCGAAUUUCCACUGACAAAAGUUGUACCGUUUAAUAAUGUAUGGAGCCGCUGUAUUGUUGAACACGUAAAGAAUAUUUUGAGAUACAAUGAGCAUCCAGUUGUAGUUACUACAUACGGUAAUAGACAGAUAUUUACCCUGUAUUUUAAUGGAAUAGAUUUUUCUGAGUAUUUAACUCAGAAUCAAAUGGCCUUACCAGCGCCUUUCGAACACGUUCAGUCAUUCAGACUAGUCAACAAUUUAGCUAUGAAUCAAUCAACAGUAUCAAUGUCGUCUCGACAGCAACCUCAUGAUAUUCCUCCUGAACUUCAUACGAACAAUAAUUAUAUUCCGAAAAAUCGGCCAGCUAAACUAGUUGCACCACCUAAAAUUGAGAGUCAUCCUGAGAAUUGGCGUAAACCUCAACAAAAGAUUUCAAUGAGGCCCCCGCCUGCAAUAUCUCCUCGAUCACAAGAUAUUCCAGCAUUUAAGUCCAGGACUCUGGAAAAAGGUUCUAUCCACAAAGUUGUUGUAUCUGACGUUGAUGAUGGCCCUUUGAAAUUUAGUGUACAGCUGGAAAGCUGUGCUCAAGAAUUGGAGACUUUAAUGAAAAGUAUUAAUAGUCUUCCUCUAAAACCUCUCUCGGAGCCACCAAUUCCAAGCUCUGCAUGUCUGGGACGUUUUUCACAAGAUAAAAGACUACGCCGUGCAGUGGUCUCUGCAGUCAACGACACUCUCCAAGCUAAAGUUUUUUAUGUGGAUUUUGGGAAUCAAGAAACCUUAGGACAUACAGAUAUUUAUGAAAUACCGCCUCAAUACGCCAACCCUCCGUUAUUGUCAGUCAGAUUUAUUUUAAGUGGAGUAAGAGAUUUAACUGUCACAAAAGAAAUGAAAGAGUAUUUUAAAGAACUCGUCCUUGGAAAGUCUCUAACACUUAAAGUCAUGCCUGUUGAGGAUUCACCAUUAAUGCAUUAUGGAAAUUUGUAUCUUGAUGAUAAAAGUGUGCUAGAUUUGCUUCGAGAAAAUUUCCCUGAUUCAGCAAUUAAAUUUCCGGAUCCUCCUCGAUUACCUACUGGCUCUCGAGAAAAUGUUCACGUAUCUUAUAGUGAAGCUUGCAACAAGUUCUUUGUACAACUUGAUAAAAAUGUGAUAGAACGAGAGUCUUUGUCUACUCUGCUAACGAGAUGCGUGAAAAUUGCACCACCAAUAAAACCGGCCCAUGUCAAACCAGGAUUAAAGUGUCUCGCUCAUUGUGGUGUAGAUUCACAAUGGUAUCGAGCUGAAGUUAUUCAAGUAAUCGAAAAUCAAGUUACCGUUCAUUACGUUGAUUAUGGUAACGAUGAAACGAUUCCAAGUAAUGCUAUCCGAUCGAUCCGAGACGACAACGUUACAAAAAUACCGAUUCUGGCCAUUCAGUGCAUUCUGAAUGGCUUUGAGUCAGAACCUUUGAAUUCUGAACUUCAUGAAAAAUUCGAGGCAUGUGUACUAGACAAGCCUUUUGUAAUGAGUGUGAUAGAAGAACGGCCAUCUGCAAUUAUCGUGGAUUUGUAUGACAUUAAUACAAAACCGAUUGUAAGUGUCUCAAAGAUGUUGCAAAACCAAAACGAGCCUAACGUCCAGCAACCGAUAACUCAUUGGCAAAAUCAAGAAAGCGAUAUUUCAUCUAAAAAUCUUCAAGGAAAAAGGUCUGGCGUAAAAACGCAACUGUUAAGGAAUCAUCUUCAUAAAGCUAAAGUGACAAAUGUUAAAAAAAUACGUGAGGAAACCGACAAAUGGUCUGCAAAAAAAGUACAUGAUUCAUCUGAAGCAUCUUAUGAAAAUUCAUCUUUCGAGGAAGUGAAAAUAAAAAAUUGGAAAAAUACAGAAAAUGAAGAUAAAAGAUAUAACAAUCGCGACCAAAAAUGGAAUAAUUCUUCAGGAGACAGAUUUAAUCGAGAUAAUUCACGCAAUGAUAGAUAUAAUAGAGAUUCUGGUUCACGUUAUGAUAGAAAUGAUCGAAAUGAUACAAAUAACCGAUUUGAUAAUGAAAACAGUCCAAACAAUCGUUAUAGAGAUAAGAGUAAUGGAAGGAGAGGAUAUUCAUCAGAAAACAACAGAAGAUCUGAUCGAAAUAGUGGAGGAGAAAAUUCAUGGAGUGAUAAAGAUUCAAAUGCAUCAUCGCGAAGUAGCAGUAAACGAGGAAGACGAGGUUCUGGUCGAGGAGCAUCUCGAGGUGGUCGAGGAACAGGAGGUAGUCGACGAGAUGGUACCCGAUUUCAGGGACGUGAUAGUGAUGGGGACAAUGAUCGAGGUUUUAAGUACAAUCGUUCAAAUGAUCGCGAUUUUAAUAAAAAUGGAGGUUCACGAGUUAGAGGAGAUAAUCGAAACGAUAAUAAAAGAAAUGAUUACAACGAUCGUUAUCAAAAUAAUAAUGACAAUUCGUGGAAUACUGGUGACUCAUCAACCGCAAAUGAUUGUACAUUUACAUCACUUCAAAUUCCUCCACCUAAUAUCACUACUGGAGCUGUAAAACAUUGCGAAGUCGUUUUUUCAGCAAGUCCAACAGACUUUUACGUUCAACUUAUUCCUGAUAAUAAAGAUCUUGAUUCAGUGAUGGCAAGAAUAGCUGAAAUCUAUGAAAACAGUGGAACAAACGUGUCAGAAUUUAAUGCAAAAGUUGGCAUGAAUUGCAUUGCUCAGUAUUCUGAAGAUUUGAAAUGGUAUAGAGCUGUAAUUCAAGAAUUAUGUGAUACAAAUGGAGCUACAGUUAGAUUUGUAGAUUAUGGAAAUACUGAAUUAGUAAGUUUUGACAAAAUUAAAGAAAUCGAAAGGGAGUUUAUCAAACUUCCAACUCAAGCAAUUCACGUUAAAUUACUUGGUGCUUCGAAAAAUAAUUGGGAGAACAGUGAAAUAGAAAAGUUCACUGCAUUAACGGAAAUGAAAACUCUUGAAGCAGAAUUCGUAGCACUUGAUAAUAACAUUUAUGAAAUUCUUGUUCGCGAAAUAGUUGAUAAUCACUGUCAAGAUUUUUAUAUUAAUGAAGAAUUUAGUGGAGGGGUUGAUUUAAUUCAGGCUAAAGAGAUAGCUAAAAGUAGAAACAAGUCAGUUCGACAAAGAACUUCAACUCUAACAUCACCUAACUAUGCACCACUGGAUAAAAAAUGGUCUGAACUUCCCAUAAAUGUUGGUACGACUGAAGAUGUAAUAGUUACAUGGUUAUCCGAUCCCAAUCUAUUUUAUUGCCAAGUUUAUAGAGAUCAAACGGCUUUUAGAUCUAUGAUGAAUGAAAUUCAAAACGUUUAUAGCAACAGACAACCAGUAACUGACACUUUACAAGUAGGAAAUUCAGUUAUUGCUACCUUCGUUGAAGAUGGUGCAUUUUAUCGUGCAGAAGUGACAGAUAUUAAGUCAGGUAGAACGGUUGUCCGAUUUGUAGAUUAUGGAAACUCUGCGAUGGUUCAGUCACAUGAAAUUUUCCGUGUAGAGCAGAAAUUCAUGGAUCUCCCCAAACAAGCUGUUUGCUGCUCAUUGAAAAAUAUAAUUCCUCCUGAUGAAAAUAACUGGCAUAAGGCUAACGCUCAAGAAAUUGAUAAUAUUUUCAAUAUUGAGAAAUUUCAAUGUAGUUUUCUCGAAAUAAAAAAUGAUAAAUAUCUCGUUUCUUUAAAAAAUAAUGAUGACGACAUCGGAAGCAUACUGGUAGAAAAAGGACUUGCAUCAUAUGAAACGUCUUCUUAUGAUAAAUCCCAAAAUUUCCAACCCAGUAACGUCCCGGAAAUUGAUGGAGGUCAUAUAAAUAUUGAAGGAGAAUUAACGAAAGUAGACAUCAGUUAUUUGAAAGAACAAACCCUGAGAGUCAAAGUGUCGAACAUUGAAAGCGUUCAAAAGUUCUAUAUUCAAUUGCCAUCAGUAUUAGAAAAUGAGAAACUUAUCUCAGAUUUCAUGGCAGCUCAAAAUCAUCAGGUGAUGCCGAAACUAUUGCCGGAAGAAGUUUGUCUCGGGACAGGGUGUUUAAUUCAUAACGAGAAAGGCUGGAGACGAGCUACAGUGAUAGAUUGCUCACGGAAAACAGACUUUGAUGUGAGAUUCAUUGACACUGGAGAAACUGAAGUAGUUUCAUUAAAUAAUAUGUUAGCACUUCCUGGAGAACUUACUAGUAUACAGAAACAAGCGGUCGAAUGUUGUUUGAAAAAUGUUACUUCGUCCGUCACAAUUGAUGAACAAUUGAAAAGUAUGAUUGAGAAUAAAGAAGUUAUCAUUCGUGUUGAUAGCCUUAAAAAAAAUGUACUCGUCGUUGAUCUUUUUGAUGAAUUAGGUCACAAAAUCGUAUUCACGCCAGAACAAGAAGAUGAAAAAAUAUGUCCACUGUGUCCUAUGCCAAUUUUCUACGGAGUUCAUCGUGUAAGUGUCGCUCACAUUAAUCAUGGAGAAAGUAUUUGGCUAAAGCGACUUGUAGAUUUAAAUACAGAUGCAGAUCUUCUUAGUGAACUUUAUGACUAUUAUUCAACAUCAGGCCAACCAUUAAAUGUAAAAGAAAAUGAACUCUGUGCAGCUUUAAGCUCUGAUGGAAAUUGGUAUCGAGCAAGAGUUGUUUCAAAAACUGAUUCGAAAGCAUUAAUUCAAUACAUAGAUUAUGGAAAUACUGAAAAUAUUCCUUUCAACUCAUUAAAAGAACUGGAAACUCAAUUUUUCAAGCCAUCUCAACUAGCUAUUGAAGUUUCUCUUGAAUAUAUAAUUCGUGGUAAUGAAGCAGAACAGCAAGAACUUCUCAAUCCUCAUUUACUGAAUAAAGAAUUCUAUGCAACAUUGUAUAAGAGAAAUAAGAAGUGGUUUGCAACAUUAGGAGUAAAUCCUAGAUCGAAAAUUGAAGAAGAUCCAUCUUUUCAAGAAUUAAUUGUUGAUACUCAUGUCGAAAAAUCAACAGAAUCAAAUGAACCAGAUGAUUUAUUAAUUGGCAAUGAAUAUAAAGUAAUUCUUUCUUACAUUGAUAGUCCUACCGAAUUUUGGAUUCAACGAAUUAAAAAUUUAAGUGCAAUUCAUGAAUUAUCAUCAAAACUUCAAGAAGAAAUUUCUACUUAUCCUCCAGUGACAGAGGUACCAGAAGAAAAAUUAUUAUGUGCUGUGUUUAAUACAGAAAAACAAUUGUGGUGUAGAGCAGAAAUAAUUGAUGCUGAUGAAGAAAUUGCAACUGUUCGUUUUGUAGACUAUGGAAAUACAGACACUGUAAUGAGAACAGAAGACGGGGAUAAAAUUAAACAUCUUCCCAGUGCAAUGAAAUGUACUUCAUGGUAUGCAGUUAAAUGCCGCUUAAAUGUGAUUCCUAUUGAUUUUGAAGACUGGUCUCCAGAAGCUUGUUCCGCUUUUACAUCAAAAAUAACUACAUCAUUAGAUUUGAAAGCAAUUUUAAUUGCUGAUAACGUUCCUAAGCGAGUGGAAUUGUAUAGUGGCGAUGAAUGUAUCAGUGAAUGGUUAGUAAAAGAAGGCUGGGCAUCUAAAAUUGGUGUAAACGAUAGCGUAAUUGAUGAAUUAGUUGAUUUAGAAUUGGAUCCCAAGUCAGCCUUCAUCAGUCAUAUUAAUUCUCCCAGUGAAUUUUGGGUUCAAGAAGAGAGAUCUGUUGCAGAUUUAGAACUUAUUGCAGAUCGAUUUUUAGUGGCUGAUAUGUUUCCCAAAGUUGACAAAGUUGAAAUUGGGAAUUUAUAUGUAGCUAAAUAUCCUGAAGAUUCUUCUUGGUAUCGUGCACGAGCUAUUUCUUAUGAAAAUGAGAGUACAAAUGUUUUGUAUGUUGAUUAUGGAAAUUCUGCGUUAUCGACCGAAAUUCGGGAAAUUCCUGAUGAUUUAACAAUAAUUCCUCCUCUGUCUCGAAAAUGUAAAUUAGUCUUACCUGAUGGGAUUAAAGAAUGGUCUGAAGAAGCUUGUCAAGAGUUCAUUAAAAUGUCAAAUGAUGGAGCAACCAUUUUUAUUAUGGACAUUGUAGAAGAAGGUGAAACAUCUGUGGUUACUCUUACUCUCGAUGGUGAAGAUAUUGUAAAUCACCUCGUCAAAUUUUGUAAAAAAAGUAAACCAGUUACUUCCGAUAAUUUUAAAAUCGUUCUAGUUAGUCACAUUAGUUCACCGAAUGAAUUUUGGGUCCACGAAAAAGAUUCAUUAGAUGAUUUAGAUACUAUGACUCAAAAAUUACUUCAUGCUAGAGAUUUUCCACUUGUUGAAGAAGUUAAAGAAGGAGAACUUUGUGUUGCCGAAUUUCCUGAAGAUACUUGCUGGUAUCGAGCUGAAGUACUUUCACAUGGAGAUACUGGAACAAAUGUUAUGUACGUAGAUUAUGGUAAUACAGCUGUAUCGACGGAAAUUCGUAAAAUACCGAAAGAAUUAUCAAUAAUACAACCUUUAGCUAAAAAAUGCUCAUUAUAUUUACCUGAGGGAAUUGAUCAAUGGACUGAUGAAGCUUGUGAAGAAUUUUGUAGGCUAUCAAACGACGGAAAUACAGAAUUUAUUAUGACAGUUGUCGAAGCAGAAUUAAAUGCAGUAAAAUUAAUGUUAAAAGGUAUUGAGAAUGAUAUUUCUAAGUAUCUAGAAAGUUUCUGUGAGAAAAAAGUACCUAUGAUUGAAAAAAGAUUAUCUCCACUUGGUCAAGAAAAUUCUCCCAAUAUUGUAGUUAGCCAUGUUGUCUCACCAGCAGAAUUUUGGACUCAAGCAGAGCGCAAAAUUGCAGAACUUGAAAAAAUGGCUACUCACCUUGUACAUGCUGAGAGCUUUCUUACUCUUAAACGCUUAGAAGAAGGUAUGAUUUGUGCAGCUAAAUUCCCAGAAGAUGGAGGAUGGUACAGAGCAAAAAUUUUAUCUCACGGAGACAAUGGAACCGAAGUUUUAUAUAUUGAUUAUGGUAAUUCUGCUAUAUCAAAUGAAGUUAAAGCAUUGCCUGAAGAUAUCAUUAAAAUUCCUCCAUUGUCUAAACUAUGCUCUUUAAAAUUACCAGAAAAUAUUGAAACCUGGUCUCAAGAAGCUUGUGAGAAAUUUAUAGAACUUGUAGCUGAUGGUGCAACAAUGUUUGAAUAUAAAGAAUCUAAAUUUCUGGGUGAAAAUCCCACUUACGUUAGUCUUUUCUAUAAUGGAAAAGAUAUCGUAGAAAUUUUAGAGCCUUUAUGUAAGAAAGUGAAUUUAUUUGAGACUUCAACUGAUGUAAAAGAAUCACGUCAUCUAGAAAAAUUUUCAGAAAAAUACCAAAAUGAUGAAAAAUUCAUCCCAAUUGAAACAGCUGGAGUCAUUUCAAACAUAAAAAAUAUAAAUAAAUUAAAAUUAUCACCAGAAAUAAUGAAUAGUACUUUAAAACCGCAUGAUGACACUUCUGAAGUUCUUAAUAAUGUCACUGCAUCUGACAAAAAUAUUGAUGUUGACGAUACUAUCCUUAUAACGGAUUCAACCACAGAACAUACGGUAGAAUUGAGUCAGACUUCUGAUGAUGAAAAUGAUAAAAAAAAACAUUCAAAUAACUCAGUAUGUUGUAUUUCUUCUAUUAAAGAGGUAAGAAAUUCCGCUGGUCGUAUAAAUAUUCGCUUAGAACAAGAUGCAGAUACGUCGGCUUCUAAAGAAUUUUCAUUUAAGAUGGUCCGACGUAAUUCUCUUCCAUUUCAGGACAUUGAAGAUGCUGCUAAAAAUUCUGAAACAUAUGAUUCAAACAAAUCUGAAAUUUCUAAUUUAGAUAAAAAAAUGGUAGAUGACAAAAAAUCAGAAAGUAAUCAAGAAAUUACACUGUCGCGUCCCGUAACACCUAAAACUCCACAUUCAGAGAAACUUGUAGCAGGAGUUGUGAUAGAUCAUAGAAUGAUUGAAGAAGUUGAUGAUGAAAUAAUUGAAAUUGAGGUUAUUCAAAAAAAAUCAUAGAUUUAAAAAGUUGAAAUUACGAAAAAAAUAUAUAUGAUAUAUUUAUAAUUAAUACUUACUAAUGAGGCUCAUUAACAAAAAUUUCGAUACAAUUUAUAUAUAGCUUUAUGAUUCAGAAUCAGUUAAAAGUCAUUAAAAUUUAUUAUGAUUACUAAUUACAAAAUUAAGUUUGCUUAGCUAUUGAAUAAUUUUAUGAUUAUCUUUGAUUUCAUCAUCCUAGUAUUAAUAGUGAAUUAUUAUUGAUUAUGAAACUUAAUUUAUGUGCCACAUUAUUAUCUGCCCAAAGAUACUGAAUGAAUU
This is a messenger RNA of Chelonus insularis, 8980 nucleotides long. RefSeq names its product maternal protein tudor-like. NCBI's taxonomy places the organism in Eukaryota, Metazoa, Arthropoda, Insecta, Hymenoptera, Braconidae. The coding region runs from base 467 to 8680 and encodes 2737 amino acids. The transcript has 10 exons. The record is from RefSeq and is a predicted model, not a curated record.